ACGCAGGCCAUGCCCGGGGACUCCCCAGCACUGUGGGAGCUAGUGGAGGAGCAUGUUCCACUCCCGGAGCGGCCUGAAGUGAAGAGGAUUCUGGGAGAGGCAGCAGUGGACCUGAGUCUGGAGUUGAGAGAGGAGGUGGGAGUCCGGUGGGUGGGGGUGAGCCACAUUCCAGGCCUGCCCUGCAACUCUAGUGAUUUCCUACCACCACCAGGUCCCUAACCCUAUUUGGUGACCCCCCACCCCCCAACACCUUGUUCUCACUGUCUGCCCUUGCUGUUUAGCUCCUCCCAUCCCUUGACAACCCUCAACCAACACACUUAAACCCAUCCCCUCUGCCCCAGUGGCAAGGUACCCCAGCUCUCCUUACAGGUGGCGAUGCUAAAGGCGCUGCUCCAAGAGAUCCAGUCUUCUCAAGUUUCCAACUCUGCCUCUUCCUCCCUACUGGCACCACCCCCCCUCUUGAGGGAUCUCAUUCGCCAAGAACUCCGACAGUUACUCCAAGGCCUCCGCCUUAAAGCUAUCAGUGAGGGCAGGGACCAGACCCAGAUGUGGGCCCAGUAUAGUCCCAGGGUCCUUCGCUUUGCCUUAGAGGAUCCCAGGUGUGACUCAACACAACAGGAACUACUCCCGAUGAGAGCCGAUGAGCCCAGGGCUGGAAUGAACAACCCAGAGAGGGUGAUGCUAAGCUCACCUGUCAGCAGCUGUCCCAGGGACCUCACUGUCAUCAAGGACCAACUGAAUGUGUCUAAUAUUGACCAAGUUGUCAGACACCUGAGAAGCCUUCUGGAGGAGGAGUGUCACACUUUGCAGAAAGAGAUCUCUGACCUGCAGCACUGUCUGGAAAUGGAGCAGAUGCAGGCUUGCCAGCCCUCCAAGGACACCCAAAUGCCCACCCUGGGAGAGAUUAAGGAUCAGAAGAAGGCCAUGGAACGGGAGCUACAGGUCUCUCUGGGACCUUCCUGUACCGCUGCCAAGCACAGGCAGAAGCCUUUGAGGUCAUCCAUUCCCAGCCUUAGACCCUUCCCUUGUCUCCAUGGCUACAUGCCUACACCUCCUUCGGAGCACUGCCCCCACCCUCAAGGGCAGACAAGCACCCGCCGCUGGGGACGGCAACUUCGGUACAGCUAUUGCAAAGAGACAACUUCCACAUCAGUUUCCAGUGCAGCAUCCCAGGCACCGACCUGA
Mus pahari (shrew mouse) is the source of this 1185-nucleotide messenger RNA. It is a transcript of the gene Ccdc24, whose product is annotated as coiled-coil domain containing 24. The coding region runs from base 376 to 1185 and encodes 269 amino acids. The record is from RefSeq and is a predicted model, not a curated record. The transcript is spliced from 7 exons. NCBI's taxonomy places the organism in Eukaryota, Metazoa, Chordata, Mammalia, Rodentia, Muridae.